Molecule: messenger RNA, 1737 nt
Organism: Fraxinus pennsylvanica
Lineage: Eukaryota; Viridiplantae; Streptophyta; Magnoliopsida; Lamiales; Oleaceae
Source: the annotation of a GenBank genome assembly
AUGGAUGCUGCGGGAAGAGCUAUGGUAUUGUUCGUUACAGUCGGGAUGGCUAGUUUUAUCGUAAUUCAUGUGUAUGGCGGCGACACUUCGCUUGCUAUGGGUCAAUAUUUUCAUGUCCAACACGACAUGCAUCACAAACUGCACCAACCCAAAGCGUCUAAAGUUUCAUUAUAUCGACCCAAUUCGAUGUUUGCUUCACCAAUGCAGGCUACUUCACCUCCUCGCGUGUAUCAUUUGACGUCUUACGGUGCAGACCCAACUGGGAAAACAGACAGUACAGAAGCACUUCUUGAAGCAAUAUCAGAUGCACUUGAUGGUCCAACAAAUGGGUUCUUGAUGAAGGGAAUUCUUAAUCUUGGUGGUGAAAAGAUUGAACUUGAUGGUGGGAAUUACUUGAUCAGCCGUCCACUUCAAUUUUCUGUUGCUGGAAGAGGGAACCUAGUGAUACAGGGAGGAACAAUAAAGUCAUCGGAUAAUUUUUCGAACGAUGCCUACUUGAUAGACUUGUCACCGUCCUUAGUCAACAACUCGUUGGAAUAUAACUACGAGUUUGUAACACUAAGAGACCUCUUACUGGAUUCUAAUUUCCGAGGUGGAGGAAUUCGAGUGGUGAACUCAUUGAGAAUAAGCAUAGACAACUGCUACAUUACACAUUUCUCCACCAAUGGCAUCCUAGUCAAAGGUGGUCAUGAAACUUAUAUCAGAAACUCCUUUCUCGGCCAACAUAUUACUGCUGGUGGUGACGCCGGGGAAAGAAAUUUUUCUGGGACGGCGAUAAAUCUAAUGGGAAAUGAUAAUGCCGUCACUGAUGUGGCCACUGAUUAUGGGGGCAAGGGGUUUUAUCUCCGGGUGCCAUCUGGUUUAACACAAACUCGAAUUGUGAAUUGUUACCUAGACUACACUGGUAUCGUUGUUGAAGAUCCCGUUCAAGUACACAUUUCUAGCAGCUUUUUUCUUGGAGACGCGUAUAUACUUCUCAAAUCCGUAAAGGGUGUUGUAAAUGGAGUAAACAUUGUGGAUAACAUGUUUUCGGGUUCUAAUAAGGGUAUUGAUAACGUACAAUUAGAUCAAGAAAAUGGGGCUUUUACGAAGAUUGAUCAAGUCGUGAUCGAUAGGAAUAAUGUUAAGGGGAUGAAUCUUAAGGCCACGGUUGCUAGGCGAAGCGUGCAAGGAAAUGGGAGCUCAUGGCUAAUAGACCUCAAUUCAAUGCUCUUGUUUCCAAAUCUUUUUAAGCAACUACAUUAUACAUUGAUGGCAAAUGGGAAUUCCUUCCCUAAACACGCACUGAGAAAUGUGUCAAAUAAUCAAGUGCUGAUCGAGUCGGACGUGCCAGUUGAAGCAACUAUUUAUAAACGGAAAUGGCGACGCCCACCAUCGACGGUCGAGCUUCUUGCUUCUCUCUCAGCUGUCCACGGACAACUGUUACUGUCCGCCAUCGUGCCACGCCAUUGCUUGCCUACGGUAUUAACUCUGUUUUCUAUGUAUUCCUUCUCUUUUUUGCCUGAAUCGUGUGAUUUUCCUGGCGGGUUGGUUAUGGAUUCUGAGUUUUAUUCUGUUAUGGUUGAUGGGUUUUGCAAUAAUGACAUCUUAUUGGAGGGGUUGAGGGUUUUGAGGGUGAUGGUCAGUGAGAAUUUGGUGGUUGAGGUUGGGGAUGAUGUAAGGGUGUUUAUUUACAGGGGUCUAUUGAGGGAGGCCAGGAUUAGGGACGCCAUGGAAUUGAAUGAGGUGGUGGUGUGA